Molecule: messenger RNA, 809 nt
Organism: Alosa alosa (allis shad)
Lineage: Eukaryota; Metazoa; Chordata; Actinopteri; Clupeiformes; Clupeidae
Gene: nedd8l
Product: NEDD8 ubiquitin like modifier, like
Exons: 4
Coding region: 136-405 (89 amino acids)
Biological process (GO): regulation of proteolysis; protein neddylation; modification-dependent protein catabolic process
Cellular component (GO): cytoplasm; nucleus
Molecular function (GO): protein tag activity; ubiquitin protein ligase binding
Source: RefSeq, a predicted model, not a curated record
ACGCAGGAAGUGAAAUCAAAUCUUCCGCCAAAAGAAGUGUUCCAAAUUAUUAGUACAUCGAGAAAAAGACGCUAUCAAUAUAGUUAACUUAUUAAAUUGAUACAUACAUUUGUAUGUGUUAAAGUAAAUGCCAUCAUGUUGAUCAAAGUAAAGACUCUUACUGGAAAGGAAAUAGAAAUUGACAUAGAGCCUACAGAUAAGGUUGAAAGGAUCAAAGAGAGGGUGGAGGAAAAGGAAGGAAUUCCUCCCCAACAACAGAGGUUAAUCUAUAGCGGGAAACAAAUGAAUGAUGAAAAAACAGCUGCCGACUACAAGAUCCAGGGAGGAUCUGUAUUGCACUUAGUUUUGGCCCUGAGAGGAGGCCAUGUCUCCCACUGUCCCAGCUCUGCCCCGUUAUGUGUGUAAUCUUCCCCUGCUGAGGGUGUGCCAACCUUGAAGUUUCAGUCACUACUACUACCUGCUUAUGCCACAGGAGCACUAAGGAGUGCAUCUUAGAACUAAGAUGUGGCAGCAGCUGAUCUCCAAGCAAAUCCAUGGAUGUCCCGCAAUAGUGAAAUCUUUCGUUCCGAUUAUGUCGUGGUCACCACCUGAAGUUAUAUUUGAAAUGUGUGAAUGAUGGUUAUGUACAGUGUGAUAGAACUGGGGCUACUUGCCUGUGAAUAAAAAAACAAAACAGAAAAUGUCACGUAUAUUACAUCUUGAAGUGUAGGGCUGUCUAAUGUAAAAUUGCACUUAAUGUUACUGACAUGAUUAUUGAUACUGAAUACUGAAGGUGACCAAAGUUUACAAUAAACUUUAUUUAAAAAUGA